AUGGAUCGUCAUCUUCUUAAUCAAGGUCCCACUGACUCGACUCCUGCCUUCAAUAACAACACUCCCACAUCAACACAACCCUACACUCUAGACCGACAACCGACUGGCAAUAUUGGACAGAAGUCGGAGACAAGCUCUAACAGUGAGAGGUCUUUCGUCGCCCGCAACAUGUACCGUGGCAAUCAACGCAGCGGCCCCAGCGGAUAUCGUGGUGGUAGAGGUGGCGAUCGUACAUACUCCGACAGCUCUGGUAGUUCCAACGGCCAGCACAACCCGAAUCGACCGACGCUCAAGGCCAAUCCAGGUUCAAAUUCAACUCAGGUUCCUCAAAAUCGUGUAGCAACUCCCGAGCAGUUGGCCAAUUCAUCAGCCAGUGUGGAAUCACCUGUUACGCCUGUCAAACAGAUCUCUUCGUUCGACUUGAACGGCCACAAUAUCAAUGAGACAUACAUUGCGGGUACCCGUACUGGAUCAAACCCUCCUAUCAUGAGGUCACCAAUUAACAGCCCACCGAGACAGAUUACUCGAGCAUCUCAUCAGUACGGAGAUAACCGCCCACGCUACAACUCGGUCGAUCAGCGCAACUUACAGCGACCAAUGCUGAGAGAUGGAGCCCAGAAUUGGGCCUACAACCAGGAAGGCAAGAUCAAACUUUUGGAUAUACCCAAGAACUAUUGGACAAAGGACAUUUAUCGCACGAUGGCAUCGUUUGGCACCGUCUUCAGCAUCGAUAUGGUCCCUGGCACUCGAGACAAUACCGCUUAUGUGAUCUUCCGACCUCCCCCUCUCGGUGUUAUCCCAUAUCGGAACCUACGUCUCGGUGCCGCUCUCAUACGAUCCGAGACACUUUCUCCCCAUGUCAAGACCGUUCCUAGCCCUGCUAAUCCCACAAAAACAUACUAUGAGUUUAACAUCUUGCCAUUGCAGGGGAUCGAUUUCGGCGUCAGGGUCGCAGAAAAGAGCAUGAUCGCUAUGUGUACCUUAAGUUCGUCAGAUGAAGCAGCCGCCGCCACAACAAACACCACAGAAGACUUCAAACCUUCUGUGAUGCUGAACUUAACCCGCAAAGAGCUCGAUGUUCAGUUUCCUAUCAAUAUUGAUGAUGAGCUGCGCAAGUUUCGAUUUCGUUUGCCAAUCCCUCUACUCUCGCGUAUCUACCAGACCACCAACGAGAUCACAGGUCGACCGGCUUUGGUCAUUCCGUUCGACUCUCCACCACAGUUCUACAUGCAGAUGAAGGAGGGCGAAAGCCUUGGGGAUGGAACAAAGCACACUAGCUUCUCUGAAGAGAAGUUCUGGAACGAUUGGGGCACCUGGUUCCGAGCGACUGAUAUAGUCAACAACACGAUCAAGAAGACGUUACAGGAUUCACCAUUGAUGAACCACAAGGACACAGCUAUUAUUGAUAUUGGCCGAUGGACCACUUAUCGCAUGAGCUUCGACGCAGCAGUCAUAAAUGGGCUCAAAUUCAAGGAAUUCAGUAAUGCUCUUGCCGAUCAUGGCGUUAUGAUUGAGAACCUUGAGGAGUACACAGUCAAAGAAAAGGCUGCAUCGCUUCUAUGGUCUCUGCUACAGGAAGAGAUAUCCGGCACUCACCCGCAUCUUGGAUCGACGCCCACUUCGAAGGGAUCAGUAUUCGACGACCUCUUCGCUGGUCAGAUUCAUCUCAACUUCCCAGUUCGGUAUCAGCUCGAGGCUUGCCUGUCGAAUGGCUACUUGAAAGAACAUAACAUGACGAGCGACUUCCUGGAGAAGCUCGCGGCGUUGGAGCCUCGUCGUGCUGUCUAUAUACUUGAGAAAGUAGUCGACAAACAACACACGUACUACGAUCCGAUGGAGAUAUUCAACAUCCGGGUCAAACACCUCGAGAAGAAAGUUCCUAAUUACUGCGUCCUCCAGCGAUCGGUCACGAUUACUCCAACCAUGAUGCAUGUCGCAUCACCUAUCAUGGAGACUUCUAAUCGCAUCAUUCGUAAGCAUGCUGCGGACAGUGAUAGGUUCAUCCGAGUAAAGUUCUCCGAUGAAAAAACCGAAGGUCAACUCCGCAAUAUGCCAAACGGAAGAGCUGAAGCUACAUUCGAUAGAGUACUCCGUGCCAUGAAACAUGGCAUCGUUGUCGCAGGAAGAUACUACGAAUUUCUAGCAUUUGGCAACUCACAGUUUCGCGAACACGGCGCAUACUUCUACGCACCUACUUCAUCUAAGUCUGCUGAUGACAUCCGUGUCGCACUAGGAGACUUCAGUCACAUCAAGACUGUGGCAAAAUUCGGUGCUCGUCUGGGUCAAUGCUUCUCGACCACCCGCGAGAUGCCAGACAACGUCAAGGUCAUAGCUAUUCCUGAUAUCACGCGCAACGGCUAUACCUUCACAGACGGAGUCGGUAAGAUAUCGCUCUUCUUAGCUAAAAUGGCUGCCCAAGAGCUCGGACUGCCAUUCGAUGCUCCGCCGUCUCUGUUCCAGUUUCGCCUCGGUGGUUGCAAAGGAGUGCUUGCACUCGAUCCCAAGAUCACUGGCCGUGAGGUCCACAUCAGACCGAGCCAACAAAAGUUUGCUGCACCCCACCACGGUCUCGAGAUCAUCCGGUCGUCAUCCCUUGCCACCCCAUUCUUCAAUCGUCAAAUCAUCAUCGUACUUUCAUGUCUCGGUGUACUCGAUAACGUUUUCAUCAGGAAACAGCAGGAAAUGAUCAACGAUUAUGAGAACGCUAUGGUAGAUCAAACGCUGGCUUUACAGAAGCUUCAGAAGCACAUCGACAUGAAUCAGACUACCCUAACGAUGGCGGGCAUGGUACUGGAUGGGUUCAUGAAAGCCCAAGAUCCCUUCAUCAUGUCUCUUCUUAAACUCUGGAGGGCUUGCACCAUUAAAAAUCUUAAGGAAAAGGCUCGUAUCGCUAUUGAAGAUGGUGCAUUUGUGCUUGGAUGUGUCGACGAGACAGCAACGCUUCGAGGUCACAUGAACGAUCCCCAGUCUAGACUUGAUGCUACGAGGAGUGAGAAGAUGGCAACACUCCCAGAGAUCUUCUUACAAGUUGACGACACCAGCAAGAUGGGCCACUACAAGAUUGUUGAAGGCGUGUGUAUCCUGGCGCGAAACCCAUCACUGCAUCCAGGAGACCUUCGAGUGGUCCGCGCAGUGAAUGUGCCGAUGCUCCAUCACCUCAAGAAUGUUGUCGUGCUGCCUCAGACUGGAGAUCGAGAUCUCGCCAACAUGUGUUCCGGUGGUGACCUUGAUGGCGAUGAUUAUAUGGUACUGUGGGACGCCGACCUGAUACCCGAAAUUGUCAACGCACCACCUAUGGAUUUCACGGCUGAGAAGCCCGUUGAAACCGAAGACCCAAUCACCGCUUCGCAUAUCGGAGAAUUCUUCGUCACUUACAUGAAGAACGACUCUCUUGGUCAGAUAGCGCACGCGCAUCUAGCACAAGCCGACUCUCAAGCCGAGGGUGUAAACGAUGAGAAAUGCCUAGCCUUGGCCGAGCUGCACUCCAAGGCUGUCGAUUUCCCGAAGAGCGGCUUGCCGGCUGAGAUGACGCGUGAGUUAAGGCCGUGGAAGUGGCCACAUUUCAUGGAGAAGAAGCAUAUUCCAGAAAAUCGGAUCUAUCGUUCAAAGAAGAUCCUGGGGAUGCUAUAUGAUCAGGUUCAGUUGGUAGACUUCAAGCCGCAGUGGGAGAACCCAUUUGACGAGCGCAUCAUGAAUGCAUUCGAACUCGAAGACGACAUGCUAAGUAAAGCAACAGAACUCAAGGCAUCAUAUGACGAGUACAUGCGCCGUUUGAUGGCCAAACAUGGUAUCCAGACCGAAUUUGAAGCCUGGUCAGUCUUUGUCCUCUUACACAAUCACGAAAGCAGAGACUACAAAUUCGCAGAAGAAUUUGGUAAGGCGAUUGGAGCCUUCAAAUCACAAUACCGAGAGCAGUGCCGAGCUGCUGCAGGACUAGCUAUCGGAGGUAUCACCGACGGGAAUGUUUUAGAGAAAUUCGUUGUUGCAAUGUACACGGUUACCGCUAAAGAGAUGGAGGCAGCACUGGUCGAGUGCCGAACGAAGACGAAGACUGUGGGCGGUCAACAAGUUCGAGUGCGGCCUAUGGAGCAGGAGCAUAUGCCCCUUAUAUCUUUCCCCUGGCUGUUUCCUAGCGAGCUAGGCAAGAUCGCGAAUGGCGGAAUCAUACGUCAGCCUGACUCUUUGAUUACUCAAGUUAUGCCAACCCGACAUAAGAAGCACGUCGGAGCGAGCAUAGCUGCAGAGACUGAAAUGGGAGUUGUCGAAACCGAAGCAGGAAUCGCGCGUUAUGGGGACUUGUUGGAUUUGGACUUUGGUCUGAGCAAGGAUGGAGGUGGGUGA
Molecule: messenger RNA, 4341 nt
Organism: Alternaria burnsii
Lineage: Eukaryota; Fungi; Ascomycota; Dothideomycetes; Pleosporales; Pleosporaceae
Product: rna-directed rna polymerase rdp1
Exons: 3
Coding region: 1-4341 (1446 amino acids)
Biological process (GO): siRNA processing
Cellular component (GO): nuclear RNA-directed RNA polymerase complex
Molecular function (GO): RNA-directed RNA polymerase activity
Source: RefSeq, a predicted model, not a curated record